Adineta steineri is the source of this 870-nucleotide messenger RNA. The record is from the annotation of a GenBank genome assembly. Lineage: Eukaryota; Metazoa; Rotifera; Eurotatoria; Adinetida; Adinetidae.
AUGGAACAAAUAAAACAGCAACGGAAAAUUAGUAUCGAAGAUUCUGAUGAUAUGAAAAGAAAACAGCUUCAUACUGCACGUCAACUUGAAAAUUCAUUUCGUAUUAAUUUAUCUACAAAAUCGGUUAGUUAUUUCGAAGAUUUAUCUAAUGAAAUUAUUUAUGAAAUAUUUGAAUAUUUUGAUUUUUAUUAUAUCUAUAAAACUUUUUCGAAUCUUAAUCAACGAUUUGUAAAUCUUAUUAUCAAUUCAAAUCUUCCGAUUAACAUCAAUAUUUCAUCUAUAUCAAAAUCAACAUUUCAACGUUAUUAUACAGAUAUAAUUAUACCUAAUCGACAUCGAAUAAAAUCACUUCGUAUAACAAAUAUAUUUGCUGUCAAUAUUAUUUUGUCACCACAAGACAAUAUAUCAAAAUUAACUCGACUUGAAACACUUAUUUUAACUAAUAUUUCAUCAUCAUAUCUUCGUAAUCUUCAAUAUUUAAGUAAUCUACCAAAGUUAUCUUCAUUAACCAUCAUUUAUAAGGGUUAUACUAAAUUUGAUCGAGCUAAAAUUUAUCAUCAAAUAUUUCAACUACCAGUUUUAAAGUAUUCUAAUGUAUUAUUGGGAGUGGAUUCCACGCCUAUAGUAUCAUCAUUGUCAUUUGCUACCAAUAAAUAUAGUUCAAUUGAACAUCUCGUUAUUAAAAAUAAUAUUGCACUUGAUACACUUUAUAUUAUAUUAUCAUAUGUUCCUCAAAUUCGUCGUUUAUCGAUUCCUAUGUUACUGGCACCUGGAAAUAGACAAAAUAUAACAUUUCCGAUUACAUUGAAUAAUUUAACAUACAUAUCUCUUAAAUUACAGUCUUUCCAUUUUCAUGAUUUUGAACUAUAG